Molecule: messenger RNA, 810 nt
Organism: Anopheles marshallii
Lineage: Eukaryota; Metazoa; Arthropoda; Insecta; Diptera; Culicidae
Gene: Dnz1
Product: palmitoyltransferase ZDHHC3-A
Exons: 2
Coding region: 1-810 (269 amino acids)
Biological process (GO): peptidyl-L-cysteine S-palmitoylation; protein targeting to membrane
Cellular component (GO): endoplasmic reticulum; Golgi apparatus
Molecular function (GO): protein-cysteine S-palmitoyltransferase activity
Source: RefSeq, a predicted model, not a curated record
AUGGCUUUCGUCAAAGAUCCCUGCGGUAUUGUUUGCGUGCUGGUCACCUAUAUGGCUGUCCUGUACGCAGACUAUGUGGUAACGCAUUGGAUCAUUCUGCAAACAAUGCCCAACAGUCUCUGGGCACCGUUUCAUGUAGUGGCGUUCAAUACGAUCGUGUUCCUGCUAGCAAUGGCUCAUCUGAAAGCGGUACUGCUCGAUCCUGGCACGGUCCCAUUGCCCCAAAUCCGUAUCGACUUUUCCGACCUGCACUCGGAGAAAAACUAUGGCCACGAGCGGGAAGAAUGGACGAUGUGCACACGGUGUGAAACGUACCGACCGCCAAGGGCACACCACUGCCGUAUCUGUAAACGGUGCAUCCGGCGCAUGGACCAUCACUGUCCGUGGAUUAACAACUGUGUCGGCGAGAGAAACCAGAAAUAUUUCCUCCAGUUCCUGAUGUACGUUUGCGCACUUGCCGUCUAUUCGAUCUUUCUGAUCGUGAUCUCAUGGGUGUAUCCGUGCGAAGACUGUCACACGGAUGUGACGCAAGCCCAGAGCCGGAUGAUGCACAGUGUGCUGCUGUUGCUAGAAUCGGCUCUGUUCGGGCUUUUCGUUAUUGCAAUCAUGGUUGAUCAGAUGCAUGCAAUACUGUACGACGAGACGGCAGUAGAGGCGGUCCAGCAAAAGGGCCCGUACCGGAUCCAUCGACCGAAGAUGGCCUUGCUGGCGGAGGUUUGUGGCCGUGGACAUCCGAUGCUAUGGAUGCUGCCCUGUACUAGCCUGAACCGAAAGCAUCACGAUGUGCCGUUACUGAGCCACGAUGUGUAA